UGUGGAUCACUGUAAACAUCUGCCUGUAUCUGUCUUUUAAAUGCAUCUCUACAGCUUUAGUCAACAGAUCAGGUACUUGCCAGCUCCAGGGACGCUUCAAGUUAAAUGGAAUGUACCAGGAUGGAGAUGUUAUACUUGGAGGCCUGUUUGAGGUUCAUUUUUUCACUGUGUUCCCAGAGCUGAGCUUCAGAACUGAGCCAGAACCACCAUAUUGUGAAAAAUUUGAUAUGGAAAGCUUCCAGCAGGCACAGACAAUGGCUUUUGCUAUAGACGAGAUCAAUAAUAAUCAAAAUCUGCUGCCUAAUAUCACUCUUGGUUACCAUCUUUAUGACAACUGUGUGAUGCUAGGAAUGGCAUUCCGUGCUGCCAUAUCCCUAGUUAGUGGAACAGAAGAGAGAUUAUCCAACCUCAACUGCACUGGCCCUUCUCCAGUGAUUGGGAUUGUGGGUGAUCCAGGUUCAACUCCAUCCAUUGCAAUUUCCAGUGUUCUGGGGCUAUUUCGAGUACCUAUAGUUAGUCACUAUGCCACCUGCUCCUGUUUGAGUGACAGGAAAAAGUACCCCUCUUUCUUCAGAACAAUCCCCAGUGAUGCCUUCCAGGUGCGGGCUAUGAUUCAGAUCUUGAGGCAUUUUGGAUGGACGUGGGUUGGACUCCUCUACAGUGAUGACGACUACGGCAUCUAUGCUUCUGUGUCCUUUAAACAGGAAAUGCAGCUGUUUGGAGGUUGUGUUGCCUUUUCUGAAAUCCUACCCCAUGACAACAACCCCAAAGACAUUCGACAUAUAAUAGGAGUGAUUCAGGCCUCUACAGCAAGAGUGUUGGUUGUUUUUUCUACUUCGUCCUAUCUGAUGAAUUUGAUGGAUGAGGUGGUAUUGCAAAACCUGACAGGCAGACAGUGGAUUGCAAGUGAAGCAUGGGCUACCUCACCUGUGUUUCACACUUCACGUUUCUUGCCAUUUUUGGGAGGCACACUGGGCAUUGCCAUCAGACGUGGAGAGAUCCAAGGACUUCAAGAGUUUUUGCUACGUCUUUGUCCCAGUAAUGAUCCAAGAAAUAAUAUGUUGAAAAUCUUCUGGGAAAACAUGUUCAGGUGCAGUUUUAAAACUGAGGGUGCAACGACAGAUGGAGGCCAAGUCAAAAAGUUGUGUACUGGACAGGAGGAUCUGAUCAUCACAAACACACCAUACACUGAUGUUUCAGGGCUGAGAGCAGCUUAUAAUGUCUAUAAAGCAGUUUAUGCCCUGGCACAUGCACUUCAUGACCUAAUGCAGUGUGAGGAGGGUAUUGGACCAUUCAGUGGGAACAGAUGUGCCAACAUAACCAACCUAAAACCGUGGCAGCUGGUUCACUACCUACAGAAAGUGAACUUCACCACAGGCUUUGGGGAUCAUGUGUCAUUUGAUAAGAAUGGAGAUGCACUGGCUAUUUAUGAUGUAUUGAACUGGCAGCCAUUCUCUGAUGGAUCAAUACGGGUCUACACAGUUGGUGUAGUAAAUGAAGGGGCAGGGAAUGGGAAGCCCCCACGGUCUGUGUGCAGUGAGAGCUGCCCACCAGGCACUAGAAAAGCCAUGAGGAAGGGACUUCCUGUCUGCUGUUUUGACUGCCUUCCAUGUGCAGAUGGACAGAUUUCUAAUACAACAGAUACAAUUGAGUGUACUGCAUGCCCAGAUGAGUUCUGGUCCAAUCCAGAUAAGGACCAGUGUGUCCCCAAAGAUGUAGAGUUUCUAUCCUAUGAGGAUCCUCUAGGCAUCUCUCUAACUACUGCAUCGCUGCUUGGCAUCUGCAUCUGCACUCUUGUAAUGGUCAUCUUUGCUCAUCAUCGUAACACUCCCAUAGUACGAGCCAACAAUUCAGAGCUUAGCUUUCUGCUGCUAUUGUCACUCAAACUGUGUUUCCUGUGUGUGCUGCUGUUCAUUGGCCGGCCAAAGUUGUGGACAUGUCAGUUAAGACAUGCUGUGUUUGGCAUAAGCUUUGUCCUGUGUGUCUCCAGCAUCCUGGUCAAGACUAUGGUAGUAAUAGCAGUAUUCAAGUCAUCUCGGCCAGAAGGCAAAGGCCAGAUGAAAUGGUUUGGAGUUGCUCAACAAAGAUGCACAGUUUUGGUCCUAACAGCCCUCCAGGUUGUGAUAUGUGCAGUCUGGCUAUCAACUGCCUCUCCAACACCUCAUAAAAACAACCAGUAUACUCGCUCUAAAAUAGUAUAUGAAUGUGCUAUAGGCUCAGUGGCUGGUUUUUCUAUGCUGCUGGGAUACAUUGGGCUGUUGGCAGCAGUCAGCUUCCUGUUAGCCUUCCUGGCAAGAAAUCUACCAGAUAAUUUUAAUGAAGCAAAGUUUAUCACUUUUAGCAUGUUGAUCUUCUGUGCUGUGUGGAUUUCAUUUGUUCCAGCAUAUGUGAGCUCACCAGGAAAAUAUGCAGUGGCUGUCGAGAUAUUUGCUAUUCUAGCUUCCAGUUUUGGAUUACUGGUGGCCAUAUUUGCCCCUAAGUGCUACAUCAUCCUUUUACAUCCAGAGAGGAACACUAAAAAAGCCAUCAUGGGAAGAGAAACACAAAAUAAAUAG
Messenger RNA from Carassius auratus (goldfish), 2555 nucleotides. Its product is annotated as extracellular calcium-sensing receptor-like. Bases 111 to 2555 code for a protein of 814 amino acids. Gene Ontology annotation, molecular function: G protein-coupled receptor activity. The record is from RefSeq and is a predicted model, not a curated record. Gene Ontology annotation, biological process: G protein-coupled receptor signaling pathway. NCBI's taxonomy places the organism in Eukaryota, Metazoa, Chordata, Actinopteri, Cypriniformes, Cyprinidae. The transcript is spliced from 6 exons. Gene Ontology annotation, cellular component: plasma membrane.